This is a messenger RNA of Sardina pilchardus (European sardine), 2459 nucleotides long. RefSeq names its product SH3-domain GRB2-like 3b (gene sh3gl3b). The record is from RefSeq and is a predicted model, not a curated record. Lineage: Eukaryota; Metazoa; Chordata; Actinopteri; Clupeiformes; Clupeidae. Bases 156 to 1454 code for a protein of 432 amino acids. Gene Ontology annotation, molecular function: protein binding. Gene Ontology annotation, cellular component: presynapse; cytoplasm; glutamatergic synapse. The transcript has 13 exons. Gene Ontology annotation, biological process: synaptic vesicle uncoating.
GCAUUGAUACAUUGCGAUGGAGGAGGUGGAGUGCGAUGUGGACAUAUAAAUUACCGCGUCACCUGUCCAAGGCACGCCGACUACACCAUACAUCGCCAGCAUGUGCGUCUAAUAUUUGCACGUGAUUAAUGUUUUGAUCAUCGGAUGUAUUGGCCAUGUCAGUAGCGGGACUAAAGAAACAAUUUCACAAAGCAAGCCAGCUAUUAAAUGAAAAGAUUAAUGGGGCUGAAGGAACCAAACUGGAUGAGGAGUUCCUCAAAAUGGAAAAGAAAAUUGAUGUAACCCAUAAACUGGUUCUUGAACUUGUGCCAAAAACCACAGAAUACCUCCAGCCAAACCCAGCUUGUAGAGCCAAACUUGGUGUGCUCAACACCGUCUCAAGGAUCCGUGGGCAGGUGAAGACUGUGGGUUACCCCCAAACAGAGGGGGUUUUGGGAGAAUGCAUGCUCCGCUAUGGCAAAGAGCUUGGGGCCGACUCUUCCUUUGGCUGCGCUUUGGGGGACAUCGGUGAGGCCCUGAAACAGAUGGCCCAGGCCAGAGAUGUCCUGGAUGUCCAGGUGAAGCACCGCUUUAUAGAUCCACUCCAGACGCUACAGGAAAAAGACCUGAAGGAGAUCAUGUACCACCUAAGAAAGAUGGAGGGUCGGCGGUUAGACUUUGACUACAAGAAGAGACGCAAGGGGAGAAUCAGCAAUCGGGAACUCGCACUAGCCUUUGAAAAGUUUGAGGAAUCCCGGGACCUGGCAGCGAGAAGCAUGUUCAACCUUCUAGAGAAUGAUGUGGAGCAGGUGAAUAACCUGUCUGCUCUAGUAGAGGCGGCGUUGGAUUACCACAGGCAGUCGUGCCUAAUCCUGGAAAAUCUGAGUAGUGUUCUCCAAAAUAGAAUAAUCAUUGCAAGCAACCAGCCUAAGAGAGAAUUUGGCCCAAAGGCUGUCACUGGUAGAGGAAGCCACUCUGAAUGCAAUGGAUUCUCCAACACCCCUACCUUACGCAUAUCUGACAGCUCACCACAACAGUUUUCAGGUGUUACGAUGAAUGGUGGUGUGAAUGGAAACACAUUUUCUACAGCUAAUCCAUUCACAACCUCACCUCCAAGGCCAGAAAGUCCCCCGAACACAAUAUACUCCACAGUGGACCAGUUCACAACCUUACCCCAAAGGCCAGAAAGUCCACCCAAUAGCAUUUACUCUACAGUUGACCAGUUCACGUUCCUGUCCCAGAGGCCUGGGAGUCCCCCAAGCAUUAGUGAAGCAGAGUCUCCCCUGGAUCAGCCCUGCUGUCGCGCUCUCUACAACUUUGAGCCAGAGAACGAAGGUGAGCUGGGCUUCAAGGAAGGUGACCUCAUCAUCCUCACCAACCAGAUCGAUGAAAACUGGUACGAAGGCAUGAUCAGUGGCGAGUCCGGCUUCUUCCCCAUCAACUACGUCAACGUACUGGUGCCUUUGCCCCAGUGAGAGCAGAGCACACCACCACCGACCACAGUCACAGGACCAUGAGGUCAUGGACACACCACCUCACCGCUCUCGUCUGACGGACAACGUCACAUAUAGACACGGAGCACACCAAUGGGGUGUGAUCAAGGCGGCUGUACAGCAAGCGAUCACUUUCACACGUCUUUUCAAGCUACAUCAGGAGUGGACUAAAGAAUCUGUCUCUGUUAUUGUGUGCAGAGGCCCACAUAUUUUAAAAAAUAUGCUUAUGAUUGAUGGUUUGUUUACUUAUAAAAGAAACACAAUGUUUUCCUCUCUUCUCACUUUUGUUCAUACCGUUAUGAAAUAUGAUUGUAGAUUAAUCUAAUUUGUAUUUUAAAAUGUGACUUGAUGUUAGCACUUUGAACACUAAGCGGAUCUUUUGACCCGGGUUUUAUUAUGCAAUGUGAAUUAAAGUAAGCCAUUAUGUGAACAAUUCCUCAAUUUCUAAGGUAUAUAUAGAGAGAUAAGUCUGUAUACAAGAUAUAUUGUUCAGGUUAUUAGAAAUUGCCAUGUAAACAAAAACAAUAUAGCAGCACCACAGUGGAGAUAUUGUUUAGGUCUUUAAUGUUUUGCUUUGAUGAUUUUAAGAUAUCUACUGGAAAAAUAUGGUGCCAAAUGUAUUCAUUAUGAACAACACUUAGAUUUAAAAAAAAAAAAAAAAAGCUUUAUUAUUUAUUGGUAUACACCUAAGUAGCCUAGUGUAUCAGACAUCAAGGGAGAUGCACCUGUCUCUAUAAUGCACUUCUGAAGCACUGCAAUUGUUUUGUUGUAAUGAAGAGCUAUUUCUUAUAAAUUAAGAUACAUGGAUUGUCACAGUGUGUAUUAAGUGCAUUGUUGUAAUAUGAAUUCUUUGUUUGCAAGGUGCCAGCACCACAUAGUUACAUGCUGACUUGAUGUCAGAUUUAACAGUAAGCACAUACCCUUUAUGAAAUGUCUUCACUUGAUUGUGUUCUCUUUAAGGGUAAAUAAACGCCAAAAAUGUUGCUG